Arabidopsis lyrata subsp. lyrata is the source of this 1082-nucleotide messenger RNA. RefSeq lists its product as uncharacterized. The record is from RefSeq and is a predicted model, not a curated record. NCBI's taxonomy places the organism in Eukaryota, Viridiplantae, Streptophyta, Magnoliopsida, Brassicales, Brassicaceae. The transcript is spliced from 4 exons. Bases 230 to 697 code for a protein of 155 amino acids.
GUUGGUGAAUAUAUUCUUUAAGGAAUUUAGAGAAAAAUCUUCUUCUUUACUUUUUCUUUGGCGGGACGUGCUUUUUUUUGGACUGGUGUCACGGCAAAGCAAAUUCUCCUUUAAGAAGGUUGAAGCAAAAGCAAAAGCCCAAAAAAAGAAAGAAAGCAGACACUGAAAGCAGAUAAAUAGAGUUUAAGUGUUUGGAGCAGAGAAAUAAUCCAAAGGAACAAAGAAGAACAUGAAUAGCACCAACUCAGGAGCUACAGCUUCGACCAAAAGCAAGAUACCAAUGGAUGAGAACCAAGAAGAAGAGAUAUGGCGAAAGUUUCAAGCCCGAGAAGAAGAGAUCGAGAGAAAGAAGAUGGCUGUUAAGGACAAGAUUCAACAGCGACUUGGGUUUGCAGAAGAAGCCACAAGAAGUUUGACACAGACAUUGGAAGGGCUAGAGAUCAUGGGAGAUCCAAUGAGGAAGGAAGUGGGGAUGGUAAGAAAGAAAAUCGAGAUGGCAAAUAGAGAAAUCAAAUCUUUGUCUCAGAGCUGCCAGAAGAAGGAGAAGGAAUACAAAGAGAUCCAGGAGGCAUUCGACGAAAAGAACAAAGAGAAAUCUCACCUUGUUUCAAUCUUAAUGGAGCUACUGGCUGAAAGUGAAAGAGUAAGGGUGAAGAAGCUGGAAGAUAUCAACAAGACUGUUGGGUCCUUGCGAUAAUCAAUUCUACCUUUUACAUGGGAACUUGUUUGACUGUUGAGGUUUUGGAUCAUUUAUGGAUUAAAAUUCCUUUAUUAAAGUGAGAAAAGGUGUAAAAGAAUGUAAUGGAAAAAAGGUUUGCCUCAGGGCUUUAAGAAAUUCAUACCUAAAGAUGGUUUUGUUCCUUGUGAGUAUUGUGGCGGCUCCUCAAUCAGAUUAGAAGGGUUUUGUAUUCUUCCAGCAACUUCGGGAUGUCAUUAAUCCGCAACUGAGAAUAGCAAUGGACUUAGACAUGUCAGAGUGCAUGUUUAAAUUACGAACAUGAUGUGUGUUAAGAUGCAUAAAAGAUGUAGACCGAAAAAUAAGGAAGAGAUAGAGUAAUGCAUAUUGUCAAUGGUGUUAUGCG